UGAGUAAAAAUAUGCUCACGAAAAAAACAAAACAGGAAAGUGAAAAAGAAGCUUUUCUGAAAAGGAAAAAGACGCAGGAACAGAGGGAGGAGGGAGGUUUCAGUGUAGAUACUAUACCGUCAUAUACUAUGACUCAUUUUAGUUAAAACUCUCAAGUUCACGGACCACUGCGCUCCGAGGCGCGCUCCAGCCGUGCGCGCUCCCGCGGGCGGGCUGCAGAGGACUUUCGGUUUCCAAACGUCACCGGGAGGCGGCAGAGGCUUCGACUACUUCCUGGAGCGGAGCGGGCGGCUCUGGUCCUGGUUCCGGCCUUCCCUGGAGGGCCUCCAUGGAUCCGUUGGAUUUCCUGGACUCGCAGGAGCUGCUGCAGUUCUUCCACUGCAAUAAAACGGAGCUGUCCUGCAUGGAGAACCCGAACACGUUCCUGAACCAGCUCCGAGACCACAACCUGGUCCCCGAGGACCGGUACCAGAAGGUGAUUCGAAAGAAGAGCAGAGAGAACCAGAGGAGAGCCAUCUAUGACAUCCUGGACUGGAUGGAGACGGAGCACUGCCAACACAUCCACAGCUUCUGGAGAUGCGUCUUCAAGGACGUGACUCUGAACCAGUACCCGACCCUGAAACACCUGAGGAACAGUCUGAUGGACGGGUCGUACCGCUCUCAGCUCCCUGAGAAUGAGGAGAAUGAGGAGGAGAAGGAGGAGAAGGAGGAGGAGCAGAAGGAGACAAAGUCAGUGAAGAAGAGGAGGAAGUCGAGGAGGAGGCACCUGUGCACUGAUGAAGAGGAGCAACCUGGUCCUUCAUCACAGCUGAGUCCAGGUCAGAGGAGACGACCCAAGAAGCUCCACUUCUCGUCUCCGGUGAAGAAGGGACAGAGGGAGGACAUCUGGACGUGGCCUCUCUAUCGGUCCCAGUUUCCAGUGGAGUGUGGGAACCUGAGGGGGGCGCUGCACAGACGGAGACUGGCUGAAGGACAGAGGUGCAUCCUGGUCCAGAACCAGUGGCUGAGCCCCUCGGAGUUUGAGAAGGCUGCAGGAAAGCAGAGCUAUAAGAACUGGAAGCUGAGCAUCCGCUGCAGAGGAACCCCUCUGAUGAAGCUGCUGCAGGACGGACACCUGCAGUCAGUGGGCUACAAACGAGGAGGCCCCAAGGCCCGGACGUCCCUGUUUGCUUCGGCCCAUUUGACCUCAGACGAAGACGAGGAGGAGGAGGAGCAGAGGCCACAGAGCAGGCAGCAGGUCUGGAAAGUUUCCUGUGGAUCUGCAGCUGGAACUUUGCACCAGAGACGAUUUGCAUCAGGUUCUCGAGGGAAGAGUAUCCGGACGGAGACGGCCUGGUUGAGUCCGGAGGAGUUCACCGAGGAGGCCCUGGACCGGAGAGACAACUGGAAGGAGGACAUCGAGUGUGAAGGAAAACCACUCAGGGUCCUCAUAGAGCAGGACAUCCUGCAGGUCCACUCUGAGCUGUGUCACUGUUCUCUGUGCAAACUGGACGACUCUGACCUGGAGGCUCAGAGGAACGAUGACCAGUGCUGCAUCUGUAGGAGUGGAGGAGAGGACCAGGACCAGGACCAGGACCAGGAGGACCAGGUGCUGGUGGUGUGUGAUGACUGCCCUCGGUCCUUCCACCAGAGAUGCCACCUUCCUCACGUAGAAGACGACUUGUUGAGGGAGGACUCUCCAUGGCUGUGUACCUUCUGUGUCUUCAGGACCAACCAGGACUUGUUCUUGGAGCUGGACGGAGCCGUGACAUCCCAUCAGAUAUCAAAACACAUGCUGUGCCAGUACCUCCUGCUGUCUCUGUGCUGUGCUGAUGAGGAUCAGAGCUUCGCUACCGACCCAAGGCUCUGUUGGGAGGACUAUUCCAGGUCCAUCCAGACCCCCAUGUGGUGGAGUAACAUAGCAGACAAGCUGCAGAGGAAUCGGUACCUGACGGUGGGACAGUUUGUCUCUGACGUCCAACUCAUUUUCACCAACAGCGCCUCCUACAACCAGAAUAAUGCUGUAAAUCUGGCCAAAGGGGAACGACUGAAGAAGAUAUUUGACGAAGAGUUUGUGAAAGUCUUCAAAGUCUGCGACGUCUGACUCAUGACAAGAUAAACCAGAAUAAAUCAGAGCUAAGAGGAAGCUGCUGUCUCUACCUGUGUGUCUCUACCUGAGUGUCUCUACCUGUAGAGGACUAAACUUGUGUUACCAUGUCCCUGCUUAGUCUGAUCAUGUUCAUACAUGUUUUAUUAAAGUCGUCCCUAAAGCUCUGACUCUGGUCUUUAAUGGGGA
This is a messenger RNA of Mugil cephalus (flathead mullet), 2275 nucleotides long. RefSeq names its product SP110 nuclear antigen, tandem duplicate 1 (gene sp100.1). Gene Ontology annotation, biological process: regulation of transcription by RNA polymerase II; humoral immune response. Gene Ontology annotation, cellular component: cytoplasm; nucleus. The coding region runs from base 329 to 2083 and encodes 584 amino acids. NCBI's taxonomy places the organism in Eukaryota, Metazoa, Chordata, Actinopteri, Mugiliformes, Mugilidae. Gene Ontology annotation, molecular function: DNA binding; translation regulator activity; DNA-binding transcription factor activity, RNA polymerase II-specific. The record is from RefSeq and is a predicted model, not a curated record. The transcript has 15 exons.